Messenger RNA from Prorocentrum cordatum, 614 nucleotides. Lineage: Eukaryota; Dinophyceae; Prorocentrales; Prorocentraceae. The record is from the annotation of a GenBank genome assembly.
CUUCUCGUCGCCCAAGUGGGUCACGUCGACCUCCUGCUGCCGCUGGGCAGCCCCGGGGAGCGCGCGGGGCAGGUCACGCUGUGGGUCAGCGGCCUCCGCGGCGCGAUCGCCUUUGCGCUGUCGCUCAGGAUACCCUGCUCGCGGUCGGGCGCGAAGCACGGGGACGUGGACUGCCGCAACAGUGACCUGCUCAUCACCACGACUGUCUCGAUCGUCGCCAUCACCACGCUGGUCGUGGGCACUGCCAUGGAGAAGGUAAUGAUGGCGCUCAACGUCAUCGAGCCGAUCGAGCCGUCUAGCAGCCUCGACACGCCGAUGUCGACCCCGACCCUGGCAGCCGGCUCGUUCUCCGUCCCCCUGGCCUCCGACAGCGCCGGCGGCCUCGGCAGCCCCAUCUUCGGCCCCGGGUGCGCCCGCUCGCCCCCAUGCGCGCCGCGCGCGCCUGCGCGCGAGCUUGGGAGCGAGUGAGGGAGCGAACCACGCGAGCAUGCCCGUCGGCUGCUCGGCCCUGUGCAGAGCAUGGGCGUACAAGUCGGCUACCAGCCAGACAACAAAAAUGAUAUUCGACUCCCAGCCAGAGCUUGGGAGCGUGCCGCGAUUGUUUUUGUUACGGC